This is a messenger RNA of Cladophialophora immunda, 1399 nucleotides long. RefSeq lists its product as uncharacterized. The record is from RefSeq and is a predicted model, not a curated record. Gene Ontology annotation, biological process: RNA splicing. NCBI's taxonomy places the organism in Eukaryota, Fungi, Ascomycota, Eurotiomycetes, Chaetothyriales, Herpotrichiellaceae. Bases 118 to 696 code for a protein of 192 amino acids. Gene Ontology annotation, molecular function: mRNA binding. The transcript is spliced from 2 exons. Gene Ontology annotation, cellular component: exon-exon junction complex; cytoplasm; nucleus.
CCUCACAACUACCUUACAAUACUUCUUCCCUAUAACCCUCCCCCAGACCUGUCUCUCGCGAUAUCAUCGCCGUCUCUCUCUGUCUCUGUCUCCCUCUCUACAUAAUCACCCGCAACCAUGUCGACCGAAAUGGACGUGGACACCGCCGCUCCCGCGGACUCCAAAAACGGCACCUCGUCUCCCACCGACACCAAAAAGUCGUCUGCCACCGCGGGCGCCGAGGCUCGCACGGCCCAAAACGCCGUCGCGGUCCGCAGCAUCGAAGGCUGGAUCGUGAUUGCGACCAACAUCCACGAGGAGGCCACCGAGGAGGACAUCCACGAUCUCUUCGCCGAGUACGGGGACAUUAAGAAUUUGCAUUUGAAUCUGGACCGGAGGACGGGGUACGUCAAGGGCUACGUCCUGAUCGAAUACCCUACCCAAGUCGAAGCGCAGGCCGCGAUCAAGGCCCUGGACGGCGCGAAACUCCUCGACCAGACGAUUUCCGUCGACUACGCCUUCGUGCGGCCGCCGCCAAAGGACAAGGGAAGCCGUGCCAGCGGCGUCGCGACCAAGGGCCGUGGCGCCGGCGGCAGAGGCGGGAGGAGUCGAAGCCGGAGCAAGUCGCGGAGCAGGAGCAAGAGCAGGAGUCGGAGCCGGAGCCGCGACAGAGACAGGCGGAGGGACCGUGACGAGGACAAAAUGGACAGGGACUGAAGGCCCCCGACUGACACCGAUUUGAGACACUGCCCAGGAGGAGUUUGUUCGGUGGCUUGGAGCUACACCUCUCCUCAUAAGACUGAGCGUUACUGCUGGGGAUGCACCCUCCAAAACGCAGUCUUGCACCUUACCUGGUGCGCUUGAGUACCGGGCUCGGCCACCAUCUCGGACGAUCUGCACAUAUGAAAAUGUGGCGCGAUAUGUCUCAAUCGGGCAACACCUCAUCCAGCCUUGACGAGAAGGAUUGGACACUGCCGAUAGUUGAUCGGCACCAUAGCUUCACCGGCAUCGGGUUGGUUUACCCUCUCCCAGCCAUUUUACCACUCGUUCGCUAAUGGUACCGGUCAGUUUCGAGUUCAUCACAAGCAUAGCUCUACAACCCAGCCUUCUACCUGCGACGUUCGCAUUGGACAGACACCUCGCAGUCAAGGGCUCGUCCAGGAGUUACUCUCUGAGCAAUGAAAUCAGAUUCCAUAUCAGGGUCAGAGGAAUAGCCUGCUGCACGGUAGCUCGCUGGCGCUAGUAGGCCACAUCAUUAUGAUUCACGACGCGUUACGAAUGGCCGCCUCCCAAGCGUUUUUGGCGGUUCUUCUAUCCCAAUAGGCUUUUCUUGCGUCCUCGGUAAAUCCUCCGCUUCCACCAACGUGUGAGAACGCCAUCGUAUGUUGAUGCUCAGGAAAAAGGAAAGGAAAGAAAUGUC